AUGGCUCUUGCCGCCGCUUUAGGCCUCAGGAUACGCUAUUCGCCAUAUUUCUCGGGCGACCUCUGUCUGAGUUUCGGUGAGGUCUCUCGUUGCUGGAAAAAGAGCGGCGCUUCGCAUGGAAGGUUUUUUGAAGUCGAAAACGGCCCCAAAUGUGGUCGUCGACCUCAUGUCGAGGGGGCAAGCGUUGCGGUUUCUCUGAGGCAGUAUGGGAGAAACGUUGUUCCAGGGUGUAGCUUGCGGAUCAAUGUCCCCAGGUGUGAGCUGGGGUCUAAUUUGGGGGACACUGCUGUUGCAGGAGAAGCUGCGAAUCCAAAAACUGGGGUUUCAUUAGGUGGUGAUGAUGCCCCGUUGGGGAAGGGCCUCAGUGCCUCGGAUACAAGCAGUCGACUCCGCCAUGCCAAUAGGGAGGAUGCUAUUGGUGGGUGCUCUGACGGUUCGGGCGGCAAUGGAGAAUUUCCUCCGGGAGGCGGUGGCGGUGGCGGUGGUAAUGGGGGUGAUAGCAAUGAUGGACACGGUCAGGAUGAUGAAGGAGACGACGAGGCCACAUCGGUGUUAAAGUUUGAGGAUGUAAUGAAUGAAGCAGAAGCUCGCGGUGUGAACCUGCCUCCAGACAUGUACGAAGCUGCCAAGACUGUUGGAAUCCAGAAAGGUCUCUUAGAAAAUUAUCUGAAUCUGCAGGUACUUCUCUGUUGGGUUCUCAAACGUCACAUAUGUUGUUUUACUUAGCAAUAACUGCGUGUUGACAGCUUAGUUUCUACUGAAAGGAAUUGGCUUGGCCUCUUGGUGCUGCAAUCAGGUGGUGCCCUUUGCUCCGGGACCGAAUGCUUGUUGAUCGUCAGUUCCUGUUCAAAAUUGGGGCAGAGGUUUGGCCAAUGUCUCACAUUUAUAUCGUUAUCGUUUUCGGAGGGCAUUUUGUGCGCACUCAUGAGCCUUUUUACUGCAACUUUCAGAUUGUUAUUGAUUCUUGCUGUGCAACAUUGGCCGAAGUUCAGAAAAGGGGCAAGGAUUUCUGGGCAGAAUUUGAGCUAUACGCUGCAGAUCUUUUGGUAGGAGUUGUUGUCAAUGUAGCCUUAGUUGGUUUGUUAGCUCCGUAUGCACGCAUUGGCCAGCCUUCUACGUCAAAGGGAUUGUUUAGUAGCGUGGCUCGUUACUGUGAUGCGCUUCCUAGUAGGUUGGUUCUCUUUUAGCUUUUCUAUUUGGAUUUGCAACCUAAGCUUGUUUUAUUAUCUUACAUGUGAUUAACUAAUGCAUCAUACUUUCUUGUGAGCUUCGUGGGCAUAUAUGGCCCUUGAUUCAGACCAAAAGGUUUUCUCAUCUUUUGAUGCAUUAAUCUGCCAUGCUUCUUUCUCAUUGAAUAAAUGGCAUUCAUCGAUUACAGCUCAAGCGUUCCGUAUCUAUCCACCUCUCUACUUUUUACUCGUUUUUUUUUGACAGGGGGUUCAUCUCUCUGUUGAGAAAUAAAAAGAAUUAAUGAAAGAUGUGUCGGAUAUUUGUUUCAACUAAGUCUCAUUAAUCUAUCGGAGGCCCUAUAAUAGUUUCUAUACUCGUCAUUUUAGAAGUCAAACAAGUUUGAGAUGAGACUUACGUGGGUGUUUCCCAUCCCAUGCAGUGUCUUUGAAGCUGAAAGACCAGGAUGCCGAUUUUCAGCCCAACAACGGAUUGGAACGUAUUUUAUCAAGGUACAUGUUUUUCUCACGGACAAGGUUGCGUUUCCCCAUUUUCUUUCACUGUAAGCUGUAUGUGAAUGUUUGGAUACUCCUUGGUAAUCAACAUAGUCGCGCAAGAACUGUUGUCUGAUGCCACCUUUAGGAUUCCUGAAUGAAACAACAUGUAUUGUUUGGUUUGGUCUGAAUUGUAUUACUUGGAAUCUGAAUGCAGCCUUUUAAGAAAUUAUUUUUUUCUGCUUGUUGUGCAUGCAGGGAGUUCUAUAUGCAUCUGUUGGAUUUGCAUGUGGCCUUGUAGGCCAGGGCAUUGCCAACAUGAUCAUGACGGCUAAACGGUAUGCACUCGUUUUACAGUAAUGGGUUCAGAAAUAUAAUCCACUGCUUGAAAAAUGAACUUCGUUUUCUUGUUGGUAGUUAAUGCUUCAGUGAAGUUCUUGAUGGGAUAUAUAUCUUUUCUGAAAUCUAGUUUUGUGGAGACCUACAGACGAAACUAGUGGCUGGACCAAAUUCUAUUUUUUCUUUUCUGAAUCCACAAACAAUUUAAGAAGGAAAAAAAAAAGCCCACAUCCUCGAAGGGGAACCAAAACAAGAUUUGUUAUAGAACUUUAAGGUUACAUCCGCAGUUUCCAAAGCCAACCCCCCCCCCCCCCCUUAAAGCACUGCUUGUUUCAGCCUGUUUUGCUCUUGAAUCGGCUUGCCUCUUUGUGAUCAGAUUGAGCUCGAUGCAUUGACUCAUUUCAAGGAGUUUCUAUAUGAUUCGUGGUCGACUCGUUGAUCGGGUUCUUUUGAACAACUCAUUUGCCACGCUGUUUACUCAUCUGUGUUGUCUUGUAAACCCAUUUCCGUGUUCUUAUCGCGUUCUGUGUACAAUACAUACGAUGGGAGUACCUAGUAAUAUGCCACGCUGUGGACUUCGGUUGCUCUAUGCACAACAGCAGAGACUGGCUGACUGUUCCCAUUCGACUGUGGAUUUCUUCUCAGUUGAUGUUGCGGUGCAUAAAAAAGUAAAAACUCUGUGCUGAUUGGCCGGACCCAUUGGUGAAGCUGCGAAACACAGGCCUUGCUCAAGAGCAUUGACUCCUGUUCUAACAGGCUCUGAUACUUCUGCAGCUGCAACCGUGAUAUCUCAGGUUUUUAGAAAAAUCUAGAAGGAUUAGCCUCCGCGGGGUAAACCGGAACCUUUAAAUCAUCACCACCCUUCUUUGUUCUCUCGGUGGAAACUAUGCUUCACAAGGCUUGCCUGCUUGCCUACUCGUGCUUCAUAUUCCGUAUUACUGCACCAUUUGUGGGCCUUCUUCGUACUGCAUGCAUGUUUUCUCCACUUCAUCUUGGCUGCUGCGUCAACGGUUUACACCUGGCAGGACUGUGAACAAGUCCGAAGACGAUGUGCCCGUGCCGCCUCUCGUCAAAAGCGCUGCUCUCUGGGGUACGUUUCCGAGCCCGUUCUCUUUUUUUUUGCCCACUUAGUUUGCUACUCUGGGAUCUUUUGAUGUCUUUGGCUUGGUUCAUCUGUUAUUCCAUCAGCAUCAUCUAUUGCCAUAUACAUACAUCUGGGUGCCAACCCAAAAAGGAAAAAUAGAGAGAGAUAGAGAGAGAGAGAGAGAGAGACAGAGACAGAGACAGAGACAGAGACAGAGACGGAGAGAGAGAUAACGGGACUGGUAUGAGAUCAUGCGUCUGGGCAAUGGGAAUCUUCAGACCCAAUAAUUUUGUUGGAAAUAUAGCUUCUUGAUCUGUGCUAUCUAGGAAAGGUGGCUUAUUUUUUGCCACCGGGGCGCCCUUUUGCAGGUGUCUUUCUGGCAGUAUCUUCGAACACGAGAUAUCAGAUUAUCAAUGGCUUGGAACGGGUGGUGGAGUCAACUGCGGUGGCCAAGCGGGCGCCUCCCGUUGCAAUGGCCUUCACCGUCGGCGUUCGUCUGGCCAACAAUAUUUACGGCGGAAUGCAGUUUGUGGACUGGGCUAGGUUGAGCGGCUGCCAGUAG
This is a messenger RNA of Spirodela intermedia, 3646 nucleotides long. The record is from the annotation of a GenBank genome assembly. Lineage: Eukaryota; Viridiplantae; Streptophyta; Magnoliopsida; Alismatales; Araceae.